AUGGCACCAAUUGGCGACGAUACUGUGCAGUCGCUGCACGAGCUGGUCAACAAGCUCGAGUUGCGGGUGAAGGAGCUCGAGGACAAGCUGAGCCAUGCAGGCGGCAGCAAGCCUACAGCAACCGAGAGCGUGAGAAUGAUCUUGAUGGGGCCUCCUGGCGCAGGCAAGGGCACCCAAGCACCCAAGAUCAAGGAGAAGUUCAGCUGCUGCCAUUUGGCUACCGGAGACAUGCUUCGAUCACAAGUCGCGAAAAAGACACCUCUGGGAAAGGAGGCAAAGAAGAUCAUGGACCAAGGUGGACUUGUCAGCGAUGAGAUUGUUAUCGGUAUGAUCAAGGCAGAGCUCGACACCAACCAGGAGUGCAAAGGAGGGUUUAUUCUCGAUGGUUUCCCACGAACAGUGGUACAAGCUGAGCGCCUGGACCGUAUGCUCGAGUCGCGAAACGAGAAGCUGCAACACGCCGUUGAGCUGCAAAUCGACGACAGCCUUCUUGUGGCCCGGAUCACUGGUCGCUUGGUACACCCAGCCUCAGGUCGCUCAUAUCACAAGAUCUUCAACCCGCCCAAGGAUGAUAUGAAGGAUGAUAUUACGGGUGAGCCCUUGGUCCAAAGAUCGGACGACAAUGCCGAUGCUCUUAAGAAGCGACUAGUCACCUACCAUCAACAAACCUCCCCAGUCGUUGGCUACUACCAAAAGAGCAAGAUCUGGAAAGCCAUCGACGCCAGCCAGGAACCCGGUCAAGUUUGGAAAAGUCUCCUUGGAGUCUUCGACGCGGAAAAGAAGGCCAAGAGCGGUGGCCUGCUCAGCAAGAUUACCGGAAACUGA
Molecule: messenger RNA, 825 nt
Organism: Drepanopeziza brunnea f. sp. 'multigermtubi' MB_m1
Lineage: Eukaryota; Fungi; Ascomycota; Leotiomycetes; Helotiales; Drepanopezizaceae
Biological process (GO): ADP biosynthetic process
Cellular component (GO): cytoplasm; mitochondrion
Molecular function (GO): AMP kinase activity; ATP binding
Source: RefSeq, a predicted model, not a curated record